Molecule: messenger RNA, 1238 nt
Organism: Leptopilina heterotoma
Lineage: Eukaryota; Metazoa; Arthropoda; Insecta; Hymenoptera; Figitidae
Product: kielin/chordin-like protein
Exons: 7
Coding region: 316-1137 (273 amino acids)
Source: RefSeq, a predicted model, not a curated record
UUUUUCAAUGUUUACAUCGUUUACAUGUUUUCUUUCUUUUUUAUUAUUAAACAUUUAAUUAUAAUUAUUAGCUAUUCAUCAAAGAUAUAAUUGAAAACUAGGAAACUUUUAGUGUCAAGGAAUAUUAUUUAAAAGUUGUUCUCGUUUUAUUUAAUUUUAUUAUAUUAGAAUUAUUGCGGAGAAAAUCGAGAAAAUAUUCCAAGAUAUACAAAAUGGAUUUGAUUUUUGUAUUUUGAAUACAGAUUUUGUAUUCUAUUUUUUGUUUUAAAUUAAGAAUGCGACAAAUCAAAAUGCCCCGGACCAUUGGGUUAUUACAUGGAUUUAAAUUGUAAACCAAUUUAUAAAAAUCCUGGCGAUUGUUGCGCUAUUAAAUAUGAUUGCUCUCAUUUAAAGGAAAGAUCAAAGAAAAAAUGUUAUGCUAAUGGCAAUGUUUAUGAAAUUGGAGUAAAAUUGAAAGACAACGAUGCAUUACCUUGUGAUAUUGGUUGUACUUGCGUUAUAGGAUACGAUGGAAUAGCUUCAUUUAAUUGCGCCAUUGUUGAUUGCUUUCAUGGACCAGUAAAACCAGGUUGUUAUCUGGAUAACACCGCAAGUCAUUGUUGUCCUGGUGAAGAAAUUUGUCCUGAAAAUCCUGAAGAUCGAGCAACUUGUCUCGUUGAUGGGAAAUCAUACAAAGCAGGUGAAUACUUUCAACCAAAAGACAAACCAACAACAACCUGCUAUUGUAAACCUGGUUAUAAAGGAGAAAAUAUUGAACCAUUUUGUUACACUCCCAAGUACAGUUAUUGUCGACCCGAUUUCAGACACAGUUCCGAAAUUCACAAAAAUUGUGUCCCUGUUUAUUAUGAUCAACAAUCGCCUCAAACAUCGUGCAGUGUUUUUUCCAGAUGUCAAAACAGUAACGAUACACUUAUUUCACGUCCUGAAACUCGAAAAGGUCCCGACAGUGACAAAACCAAUACUUGCAUAUUUGGAAAUAUUGUCAUGAAAAUCGGCGAUGAAUUGAAUCAAGCGACGGAUUAUAGUUCCGUUUGUGUAAAAUGCACAUGUGAAGUUCCUCCACUUCCAACUUGUCAACGUCUUUCUGAUGACGAAUGUGACGUCACUAAACAUCCACCUUUUCAUACUUUUCAUUAAACAGAAAAUUAUCCGAAAGAAAUAAUUUUCCAUUUCCGUUUUAUUUUAAAAAUGGAAUUUAAAUUUAUUGUUUUCGAAAAAUAAAUAUUUGUUUAAAGAUA